UCUCUCUCUCUCUCUUGAUAGUUGAUAAUAAAAACAAGGACUCUCUUUUGUCCAAGCACUAUGGUGGAAGUGGAAGUAGUACUGGAGCAGUGCCCGUCCCCGCCGCCGUUGAUUUCGAAGAAGCUGAGCAACGCGGUCCGUCUGAUCAUCUUCAUGAUCCAGAAGAGAUCACGGAAGCUGGCGAUGCCGGAUCUGCAGGUGAUGGUCCGACGUGGCAAGAUCCUAGGGAAGUCCUUCAACGACCUUAUGCUCCGCCACAACACCGCCCUCGGCUGCACCUCCCACGACGUCCGCAUGUCCUUCGUCUCCCCCCGGGAGUACGAGUUCAGCUGCAGCUCAUCCCCACCGCACCGACGCUACUCCUCCUGCCACGUCACCAAGCGCAAGCAUGAUAAUAAUUAUUAUAAUAAUUACAUGAAGCACUCCCGUAGGGGUCACGGCCAUGGUCACGGUCACGGUAACCGUAUCAUUCCCCAACCACCCCCCGCAUUCGACGAAGACGACGUCGUUCUCCCGGUGGGGUCGUUCAAGAUGUUUAAUCGUCGUACUACAGAGGUUGAGUCUCCGCUGAGGACGCCGGUUUCCGGUUCGUCGUCAAGGUGGAUCAAAACGACGACGAAGGAGUCGUCGUCGUUUAGAUCAGGUGGUAGUUGUUGUGCUGAUGAGGAGGAGGAGGAGUUCCACGUUGACAAGGCGGCGGAGGAGUUCAUCGAGAAGUUUUACAGGGAGUUGAUGAUGCAGAAGUGGACGGCGCGUGAGCCGUCGGAUCGGUUCGCGUGAUCCACGCGCCUCCGAUGGGACCGCGCGUGGGAAUUUUUAAUGUUAGGGUUAACGAUUAUAAGUGAAAUGAAACGAUGAAUACCUGCUUGCUUUUGUUGUCUGUUGAUGUACAGUCAGUAGUGAAACUAUCAAUGCAGUUUUACCGUCAAGGUUUUUUCUCUCUUUUUUUUUUCUUUUUAAAUGGAAGUUUGUUUUUAUUUUCUAUUCUUCU
This is a messenger RNA of Morus notabilis, 991 nucleotides long. RefSeq lists its product as uncharacterized. The record is from RefSeq and is a predicted model, not a curated record. Lineage: Eukaryota; Viridiplantae; Streptophyta; Magnoliopsida; Rosales; Moraceae. The transcript has a single exon. The coding region runs from base 61 to 780 and encodes 239 amino acids.